AAUCAAUGCAACAAAACUACACGAAAGGUAUUUGAAUGUGUUCAUCAUUAAUUUUUCAUGCCAAGAUUUUUACUAAACAUCGCCAUAAAUCACAAACAACGCCAAACUCAAGGGUUGCUCUCUUCCUAUCGGUUUCCGAUCUUUUUCCCCCAAUGAAGUUCAAUUUAAAUUAUUAUUUCAUUUAUUUAUUUUGCAUGCAAAGCAGAUGUAUCUUUUAGGUUUGGAACAGUUUUACUAAAAUGACAGAUUAUUAUGAUUCUAUUAAACGAUUAUUUAGCAACGUUCUAUAUGAAGACAUUCAAAAACGCCAGCUUAGCCAAGCUGAUAUUCGAAAAGGAAUUCAAAACAUGAAAGAAGUUUACAAGCCUAAUCCUUCACGCUUUCACCUAUCGUCUGAAUUUCUGGAUGUCGCCAAUUAUAAUGAUCCUGCCCAUAGAUGUGCUUAUUUACAUAAAUAUGCCCCAUUACAUACCGCCCUUGUUAAUGAUAUGCUGGGCAAAUCGAUGCAGCACGUGAGAUUUUUAUUACAAGAUAUUUUAGCUGAUACCGGACAUAUAGAAGUUUGUAGUUUAGGUGGUGGACCUGGAAGCGAUAUAUUAGGAGUGAUAUCGGUUCUAUCAACCGAGUUAGGAUUUUUUAAAUUUUCAGCAACAAUUAUCGAUUGCAUGGAAGAUUGGAAAUAUACAUUUUCUGCAAUAAUUAAAGAAUUGCGUGGUGGAAAUUAUGGAUUAACUAGUGUAUUUGUUCAGCCUCACUAUUUCAGUUGGAAUUAUAUCGGACAUAAUUUAUUAGGAAGAAUGACCAAUGAUGUAAAAAUCGCUCUCCAGAAUGCUAAAAUGGUCACUAUGGUCAAAUUUGUUUCAGCUGCUGCCUGCAAAGAAACUUCUGAAAUGAUAAAAAAAAUCUUCAGAUCUCUGACACCUGGAGCUUUAGUGCUGUUCAUCGAUAAUGAUGCUGGAGGCUUUUACAGACUUAUGGUUCAAGGCGCAAAAGAAAAUAGUUUGGUAACAGUGUUCGGACCUCUUAUUCACGAGCAUUAUAUAAACAGGAGUUUCGAUAUUCGGAGAUUCGGUUACACACCUUGUCUACAGACUAAAGUUACAGUUCAUAUGUGGAUGAAACCAAACUAUAAUAGAUCGAAUACAGUAAUGGGAUUUAGUCGAUAUGCACCAAUACGCCCACACCGACUCUCAAAAUUACCCGGUUCUUAAAACUGGAUAAGUUUCCUAGAAAGCAUUGCCAAUUGAAAGAUGAUAUAAAUCAGAUAAUUAAUGUUUAUCUAUAUAUUUUAAACUAAUACACUUUCACCAGAAGCAUUAUUGCAGUUCAUUGAUAAUGCUGCUAGAGUUUCACAGACUUAUGAUCCAAGUCGCAAAAAAGUAGUGUGGUUACAGUAUUCGGAUCUCUUACUAACGAACAUUAUGCAUAUAGGAAUUUUGAUAUUGGAAUAUUAGUUACACACCUUGUCUACAAAUUAAAGUUACAAUUCAUAUGUGGAUGCGACCAAAUCAUAAUAUAUCGAAUACAGUAAUGGUAUUCAGUACAUAUGCACCAGUACACCCACACUAACUCUCAAAAUUGACCGGUUCUUAAUACUGGACAAGUUUCUCUCAA
Parasteatoda tepidariorum (common house spider) is the source of this 1614-nucleotide messenger RNA. RefSeq lists its product as uncharacterized. The record is from RefSeq and is a predicted model, not a curated record. NCBI's taxonomy places the organism in Eukaryota, Metazoa, Arthropoda, Arachnida, Araneae, Theridiidae.